Molecule: messenger RNA, 5690 nt
Organism: Microplitis mediator
Lineage: Eukaryota; Metazoa; Arthropoda; Insecta; Hymenoptera; Braconidae
Product: mucin-19-like
Exons: 4
Coding region: 1394-4141 (915 amino acids)
Source: RefSeq, a predicted model, not a curated record
CCAGUGUCCCGCCGCACGGCGAACCGUUUGCACUCACAAGCAAAGCGAUCUUCACAAAGCAAGACAGAGAGAAGGAGUGAACUAUUCGUCCCCUCUACGUGGUCUCCGGCGCUAUUUCCUCUGCCGCCACCGCCGCCGGCACCCCCUCCACUUGGUCGCCGCCGACACCACACUGUUCGCCGUCUCGCUUACGCACCCGGCACUCCCUCUCUUGCUCUUUCCAGCGCGUGCUCGCUCUCUAGUAUAGUAUACACCCCCCGCUCGCCACCGCCGCCGUCAAACCAUCGGCAACUUCGUGUCACGAUUCGUGAGCUCUUCUCUCUCGUAACGUUGUCGUUGCUGCUACUCUGCGGUGCUACCUACACUCCGGCGUGUCACCUGAUCGUGGGACACUUUUCGCGGGUGAGAUACUACUAUACUUUACUACCGGCCAGUCAGCCGUUCUCUUUUUCUCCGGCUGUACUCCUUCCUUCGGCUGCUCACGCACACAGUCCCUCGACUACUCACGUUUAGUCGGUACACGGCAUCACACACCACCCAGAUCAGCUCCGCGGUUCUGUGUUUUUAAACCGCUCCGAAAAUUUAAAUCCUCUGUCACCGUUUAAUACCGAGUGAUCACACCGAUGACACUCAUACGUGUCGUGACAACGCUGAUGUGUGCUGCUAUCAGAGACGACAGUUAUCAAAAAAUAAUAUUCCUAUCAACAAUAAUAAUUAAGUUUCACGAGUGACAACAAGUUGUGACAACAGACUACAGUACAUUGUGAUUUACCGAGUGACUUUGCUAAGUUUCUGCAGUGGAACUGCUGGAUCUACACGUAAUCCUCUUGAGAAGUUGUAUGCAUAGACAUAUAUAUUUUUUUUUUACACUUUAUGACUUUAUUAUUUAUCGUGCGGUGGUUGUGCGACUGGAUUAUUAUCACUAGUAGUGAUACGUAUGAUAAUCGUAUCAUCCGCGAUACAGAUCUCUGUUUAGUGGCGAUGGCUGAAUAAACUUAACAGAGAUCGACGUCAAGUGCCGAUACAUCACACAGAGUUCAGCGGCGUAAAAAGGACCUUCAACUGUGUAGCUACAGAUAUAUAGAUACAUGUACAUCAGGAGAUAAAGAUAUCUUGGGACAAUCCGAGAUUUCGAUUCGAAUCAUCAGAGUUCUUGAGCGGUGAAAUGUCGUUAAAUCGAUGAAGCGGCAAAGCCACAAGGAUACUGUGAAAAAAAACGAGCUGGUGGACGGUGUGAACAUCAGUAUCGUUGAUACGAUCUACGUCCAUUUGUGUGACUUAGCAGCGACGCAAGCAGCUGCGAGAGAAAUCGUCUGGGAUUAGAAAGAGCGAAAGAACAGAGAGGAGAGAGAAAGAGUUAAUCGAGAGAGUGAGACGGAACAAAGAAAGAACAAUGGCAAGCGCGACUAUGGGUUUACGUCGUCGUGUACCAGUCAACAACAAUCCACCGACGGCGUCCCACCACUCGACGUCAGCGAGUAAACGCUCGAGGUCGGAGAAUAACAACAAUCCGUCCCACGGUAAUCUCAACUCAUUGAGUGGCGGACGAGACGAACCGACUGCUAAGAAAUCUCGCGGGAGCGGAUUGUCCAGUAGCAGAACUAAUGCUUCUUCCAAUAACAGCCAUGUGGACAACAACAACGGCCACCACGGAUCAAAAAGAGGAUCUGCGGGCUCGAAAUCCCGGGGUAAAAGUCCUCUACAGACUACUGGAUCAUCAGUCACGACACCAGUCGGUUCAGCUGCAUGCACAACUGUGGGACACGAGACUGGGGAUCUCACUGGAGGAUUUAAUGUACUUACUCCCUCGCCUUGGUCUGUUCCAACAAGUCUCUCGGCCAUGUCAGGACUGAGUGUUUCUGGCGGGCAUCAGUCUGGUCUCUGCGCCGGUGGAUUAACGAUGCCACCAACAAUUCCUUACAUGGCGACCUCGAUGGCGACCUUCGUUGGUAAUGCCACAAACCUAAACAAGAACUCGUCAGUCUCGUACCUCGAUAUAUCCAACAUGACUAGCGGUUCUCUUGCCGGCAGCUCGGGAUCCUCAUCAUCAUCAUCAUCAACAACAAAUGCCACGAGCGCUGGUAAAUUAAAUGGUUACGGUUCUUCCCCGAGCGGCUGCAACAAAACGUCCGGCGGUAUUGCGGAAACAAAGUCGAACAACAGCAGCAACAACCCACCAGUCCCCAUGGCAUUUCCCGGCGUAGUACCCAGCCCAGGAAUGCCGUAUGGCGUCGGGAAACUAGCUGGUUCCCAGUGUGAGCCCGUUAAUGUUCCCGCUCCCGUUAAGUUUCAAAACGACAGCAUGUACAAUGCGUACCAGCCAUGGGUCAUUAAAACCUACGGUGACUUGGCUAAAACAAAGACCAUAACGAUUAAAAAGUACGGAAGAAUUCUACGCACGUUGAGGGGUGAAGAGGUCAACAGCGCGGAGAACAGCAAGUUUAGAUUUUGGGUUAAGAGCAAGGGGUUUCACAUCGGCCAGCCGGAAGGAUACGAUGCAAAACCAGCGGACAGGAUAAUCGGUCGUCAUGCUGUCACAAGUCCGGGUUUAGACCCGCCUCUAUAUGUGCCCACGCAAUUGCCACACAAUAAGGCUCUAAGCGGCGCCGAGGGAACAGUUCCAGGAAGGGUCUACAAAAAAGUGGCAAUCGUCGAGAAUUUUUUCGACAUAAUUCACGCAGUCCACGUUGACCUAGAAGGUCGUCCAGGCAAACACGCUGGUCAAAAACGCACAUACAGAACCAUAACAGAAACAUACGCAUUCCUGCCUCGUGAAGCGGUGACGAGGUUCCUGUUAGGCUGCACAGAGUGUCAACGUCGCCCCAGAUCUCCGAGCCCGAGCAAUCUGGCCAAUCAAUCGCAAGCGGUGGCGGCUGCUGCAGCGGCGGCGGCCAUAGCAGCAACAACGUCAGACGUCGUGACAACAACAGGGAGUACUGUGACACGAACCCCGAGGAGUCCUACCCCAGCAAUAGCUCUCUCUGCGACGCCAACACAAAGCAGUCCACGUCCUCGUGAAGCCAGUAAUCCGCCAGAGAGCAAAAGUUUAUUUAGCUACAGGCAUCCAAAGCACCACCACCAUCACCACCAAGCUCACCAACACGCCCACAGAAAUUCAGCAGUCACUGUUGGAGAAAAAAGUUGUAAUACUAGUACUGCUGCUGCUGUUACUGAUAUUAGCGCUAGUAAUAAUAAUAAUAAUAAUAAUAAUAAUAGUAGUAGUAGUAGUAGUAGUAGUAAUAAUAAUAACAAAGACAAGGAAUCGGACCAACAUCAUCAUCACCACCACCAUCAUCACCAUCACCAUCACCACCGGGACAAGGACAAUGGCAAUAAAAAUAAUAAUAAGAAGGAGAAGACAGUCGGUGGUGGUAAAGAGAACAAAGAUAAAGAGGAAAAGUAUAAUCCGCUGAGUAUUAGUAAUUUGCUGAAGAAAGACCCCUCGAGUUUUCCAUCGGCGUCCGAGAACAACGGAAACUUGAGCACAACUACGACAACUACGACGACAACAAACUCCCCGGCAACGACGCCGACAGAGUCACGGAGGACCCCAGAGUCUGAUCGAGCCAGUUCAAGAAGUUCGGCUUCUUCCAAGAGAAAGCGGAUGCUUCCCGAAGGCAGAACACCCUCGCCCACUCCGCCCGGGCCGCUGGCAAGGCCCUGGAGUCCCGGUAUCGAUUUGUCGAAAGACACUCCCGUCGACUACAGUCUUCCCAUUACCACGACGUACCUGAAGCAUCAGCAGAAAAUAAUCGCGGAGAAGAACAAAGCCACUGCCUUAGCGAUCGCCUUGGAGGAAGUACAAAGGAAGUCCAUGGAGGAGGAUGCCGAGCUGCUCGCCGGAAAUGCAAAUGCUGCUGGUGCUAACGUCGGUGUCGGUGUUUGUGGCAGCCUUCCCGAUAACAUUUCCGCCGAGAGAGAUCAAUAUUCACCUGCCGGACUGAUCGAUACCAACCUCAGUUUGCUUGCCACUAUCCAACACUUGCACUGUCAGGUCAUGAUGGCUUUGACUGAGAGACUCAGACCCUCCGGGCUGCCCGCGUCUUUGAUGCUUCCACCGGCGCCCACUAUUCUUCCGAUCCAGCCCUACAGUUUCAUUCGUGAUAUGUCGAUACCCGCUUUGGCUUACAAUCAUUCCUGAUUGUACCAACCUAACUAAUAACUUAUCAUAUUUAUUCUUGUUAUUAUUAUUAAUAAUAAUUAAUUAACUCAUUUGUUUAUUAAUACACUAGUCUGAUAAUCUACAUGUCAGCUUUUACUUUGCACUGACAAAAAAUACGACAAACUUGAUUUAAUCAAGAGAAAUAUAUAUAUUUACUGCUUUUUAUUAAAACUAAUGAUUUAUUUUUAUUUUAAUCAGUAUUUUAAUUAUCUAGAUAAAAAUUAUUCCUUACUAAAAUAGGGGACAUCGGGGCAUGAUGGACUUCCCUAAAAAUUUUGUAACAGUCAUAUAUUUUUGGUUCAUAUAUUUAUCAAAUUUCGAAGCGAUACGAAAUAUCCGGGGCAUAAUGGACCCCUAGAAAAUUAAAAGAAAAAUUUUUUUUUCCAGUCUAGAUUUAUGAGUUUGAUGUAAUUUACAAAUUAAAAAAAAAAAAUUUUCGAGUCGAUCGAUUGGAAAAAUUUUUUUUUCCUGAAAUUGUAGCAAAAUUAUAACGGAUUUGUUUGACAUAAAAAAACUAGACCCGGUAAUCAAAAGCCAUCAAAAAUUAAUGACCUUCGGGAGGCCGUCAUACCCCGCCCUCUAUUUAAAAAAAAAAAAAAAAUUGAGAGGAGUGAAGUUGGCCGGUGGACAUACUCAGAGAAAAAUAAAAUUACAUCAUAUAUAGUUUAUAAAUAUAUUCGGAUAUAUAUAUUUACAUACAUAUAUUUACACAAGGAGUAAAUUAUUUUAUUUUUGUAAAAAAAAUUCUAAAAAUAGUUGCAAGUACAAAUAGACACUUUGGCAUGUAACUGCAACUGACGUAAAAAAUAUUACGGGUAACUUUAAUGGCUUUGUAAAACAAAGUUUUAAAUUUUCACGAGUAGUCACCGACGAUGGGUUUUUUUGGCGACGUACAACGUCCUAGAUCGUACACGUAAAAGAUGUAAGACGUGUUACAUCCGCGCUGAAGUACCGAGGUCCCUUCAAAAGGUCAACUUCACUACCCGCCUGUUUCAUUACAUUAUUAUUAUUAUACUUUUUUUUUUUUACUUUCUAUUCUUAAGUCGACGUAUAAACGUUUCGUCAGCUACUUGUAUUAUUGAUUGCUUACUGUACAGUAGCAUAGUCGCUGUGUGAUUGAUGCUAAUUAUAAAAAAAAGUAUUUAAUAUUUAAUAUUAAAAAAAUAGAAAUUAGAUUUCGAAAUAUAAAAAAUAAAAAUGCUUGUGAAAUUUUUUUAUAGAUCGAUUGCCAUCGAAAGUAGAAAUUUUUAAUUUAAAAAAAAAAAAAAUAUAUAAAUAUAUAAAUAUAUAUAAAUAAAUAUGAAUAUUGAUAUAUAUGGAAAUAAAUACAAAGCAUAUGUUUUUUGUACAUAAUCAUUGUAAAAUAGUGCCUGCUCUAGAAACCCAAUGUAUUAUUAUUAUUAUUGUCAUUAUAAUUAUAAUUAUAAUUAUUAUUAAAUAUAACAACUGUUACAAUUACAUAAUAUUAUGAUAUUUAAAUUAUAAAUCGCAAAAUAAUAACGAGAGAAUAUAAAUAAAAAAACUACUG